CCCGACUCGUUUUAGUAAUACCGAUAAAUGGACCAAUCAUUAAACACCGCCAUUGGCCACCCACCACCACCAUGUGAACGAACUCACCAAAACAAACACUCCCUCUUCUCUUUGUCGACAACCAAAUUUCCUUAUUCUGAACAAAAAGCUUCUAUAUAUGAAUCUUCAACAGUAUACUCCUUCUUUUCAUCUCACAUAAACAAAUUCAAAAAAAAUGCAAACAAAUUUCCCAAAAACCCCUCAACUCUUUUCCUUAAUCCCAAAACACCACCACCAAGCUUUCUGUAAGAUCGUUUCCUGUGCCAACAAUUCUUCUUCUUCUUCUUCUUCUUCUUCAGAGAACAAGAAUGGUUUCAAGCUUAUGCGCCAGUCUUUUGGUGAUAUGAAAUUGCGUCUAAAUGACUUCGAUCGCAGUUCGAUGCAAGAUGCUUUAAACAUUUGGGUAUCAAAAACAACGAACUUUUUUAGCGAAGUGGCAUCUCCACUUGUGAAGAAUGUUCAAGAUAAAAACCCUACAAAAAUGGGAAACGCAUAUGAGAUCGAUGACAUGGAGGAAUUCUUCAUGGCGGAGCAGACUGUUGAUAGCAGAACAGCCGGUGGUGAUCUUUCUUUGGCUGCCAUUGUUUCCAUUGAGCAGUUUAGCAGGAUGAAUGGAUUAACUGGGAAGAAAAUGCAAAGAAUCUUUAAAGCACUUGUCCCUCAAUACGUGUCUAAUGAUGCACGUAAUUUGGUUGAAUAUUGUUGCUUUAGAUUCUUAUCAAGAGAUAGUUCGGAAAUUCAUCCUUGCCUUAAGGAUCCAGCAUUCCAAAGACUUGUAUAUAUAACCAUGCUUGCAUGGGAGCACCCGUACGCAAAUAAGAAGGAUUCUUGGAGUAAUAUUGGAGAGAAAGCUUCAUUUCAGGUUCACUUUUCUAGGAAGCUUGUAGGAGAAGAGGCUUUUGUCCGAAUUGCCCCUGCUAUUUCAGGCCUAGCAGAUUGGGCAACAGUGCAUAAUCUUUUCAAGGCUCUUGCUGGUGAUCAAAGAAGCAUCUCAUUUCAUGCAUUUUCCAAAUAUAUCAAUGAACUUCUCAAAGUGUAUGAAGGAAGGAAAUCAUAUCUUCCAAAAGGAACUCCUCAUAUUUCAACAGAGAGAAUCUUAUGCCUUGGAUCUAGCAGAAAGAGACCUGUUCUUAAAUGGGAAAAUAACAUUGCAUGGCCUGGAAAACUAACACUCACUGACAAAGCACUUUACUAUGAGGCAAUUGGAUUGAAAGGCCAAGGGGAUGUUAUUAGAAUGGAUCUUACAAGACCCGGGUCACGGGUCGAAAAAACACGGGUCGGCCCAUUCGGGUCGGAUCUUUUUGAUUCUGCCAUUUCUGUUACCUCUGGUCCCGAAUUAAAGCCAUGGGUACUUGAAUUUGUUGAUUUGGGAGGUGAAAUGAGGCGAGAUGUAUGGUAUGCUUUUGUUAAAGAAGUCAUUUCUUUAUACCAAUUCAUAAGAGACUUUGGACCUAAAGAAGGUGAUCAAUCCAUACACCAUGUUUAUGGUGCUCAAAAGGGCAAUAAACGUGCCACAUCUUAUGCCAUUAAUGGCAUUGCAAGACUCCAAGCUCUUCAAUUUAGUAGAAAACUCUUAGAUGAGCCUACAAAACUUGUCCUCUUUUCAUAUUUACAAAACGCACCCUUUGGAGAAAUCGUUUGUCAAACUUUAGCAGUAAAUUGUUGGGGUGGACAAUUGACUUCAAGAUUUACAAAGAUUGAGUCAUCUUCGAAUGAAGGAGCUUAUAGUAGUAGUCAUGUGUUUGAUAUUGAUGGAGGUGUUUAUUUAAGGAAGUGGAUGAGACAUUCUUCAUGGAGUUCUAGUAGUUCGGUUGCUUUUUGGAAGAAUAGUUUGAUGAAACAUGCACUUGUUUUGAGUAAAAAUCUUGUGGUUGCGGAUAAAAUGUUGGUUGAAAAAGCAUCAACAAUAUUUCGGGAAAAAUACGCGGAAGUUGAAAAGACACAAGCUACAAUUGAUGCUGCCAUGAUUGAAGGGAUUCCUAGUAAUAUUGACCUUUUCAAGGAGCUCAUACUUCCUUUAACAUUCAUUGCAAAAAACUUUGGAAAACUUCGACGUUGGGAAGAACCACAUUUGACCACAUCUUUUCUUGCAUUUUUAUACGCACUCAUCUUCAGGAAUUUGUUAUCUUAUGUGUUCCCAAUGACAUUGAUAAUUUUGGCAUCAAGCAUGUUAGUAUUGAAGGGGUUGAAAGAGCAAGGGCGCCUUGGAAGAACAUUUGGGAUUGUUACUAUACGUGAUCAACCACCUUCUAACACCAUUGAAAAAAUCAUAGCUGUUAAAGAAGCCAUGCGUGAUGUGGAAAAAUAUAUGCAAAAUAUUAACGUUUCUCUUCUAAAAAUUCGCACUAUUCUUCUUGCAGGCCAACCACAGAUAACAAUGGAAGUUGCCAUGGUACUUUUGUUGGGUUCUGUGGUUCUCCUUACUAUACCUUUCAAAUAUGUUCUUUCCUUUCUUGUACUUGAUCUUUUCACACAAGAACUUGAGUUCAGGAAAGAAAUGGUUAUAAAGCUCAAAAGCUUUUUAAAAGCUCGUUGGGACACAGUGCCUGCUGCCCCUGUUUCAGUGUUGCCAUUUGAUGACAAAGAUGCCAAAAGUCAAAACAAGGAAACAAAUGACUUUCCAAAAUUAGAAAGAACUCAGGAUAAGCAGUAAAGUCAAAAUCCAUUUAUCGUGUUGUAACUUUUACUCGAUAAUAUUUGUACAGAGAUUGUUUUCGUUCAUAGAAUUUAGGUAGCAUGAUUAUACUGUAC
Messenger RNA from Lactuca virosa, 2790 nucleotides. NCBI's taxonomy places the organism in Eukaryota, Viridiplantae, Streptophyta, Magnoliopsida, Asterales, Asteraceae. The record is from the annotation of a GenBank genome assembly.